AGCCGUUGGCCCAACAGACCCGUGACAGUUUGCUCGGCGGGUCUGACCGGUGCGCAUCGGCCAUGGCGAACAUGGAUAUGCUUUUGCAGAUCGCCGCCGAACAGGAGCGGCACUUGUUACGCUUGGCCGAGGAGCAGCACCAGGUUAUGGGCCGCAGCUUGCGGGUCGCAUUCUCAGUGUUGCAGCAACAGGCACGCCAGGCCAAGCCCACCUGGAUGCAGGAGGAGGUGCACAGCAGCACCUUGCCCACCUCCCAGCCCUGCAUCGCGGAGGAGAGUGAUCCCCUACCUCCAGAGGUCCAAUUUGAGGCUGUCAAGGAGGUGCUGGCGGAGCUGAAGAUCGAGCCCGAGAAGAUUGCCGAGCCAGUGCUCGAGACGGUUGGAUCCAUCAGCGCAGCCUCGGCGCCCGAUGUCAGCUGGUGGAGCAGGAUCGCAUGGCGCUUGGAGCUUGCCUUCGGCUGGAUCGUCCUACUCAACCUCGCGGCUCUUUUCCUUGAGCUGGAGGUUUACGGGGCUGACUUCCACGCACCGCCGGACGCUCUGUACUCGGCGUUCCUGGCCUUGGAGGGAGCCUUUGAUGCGGCCUUCCUGGCCGAGUUUCUGGCCAAGAUCUUUGCACUGCGCAUUGGCUUCUUCUUGAUGGGGCGCAAUGUGCUGGACGCCUUUCUGGCGCUGCUGGGUGCACUGGACUUAGUGCUGCUGGCUGUGGGCGAGAGGGGUGCGAUGCUCCACGUACUGCGGGCGCUGCACUGCCUGCGCGCACUGCGCCUGCUGCGUGUGGACCUCCGACCAAUGCUGCCGCAAAGGCUCGAGCGACAACUCGGCUUGGCCGCCAGGGAGCUCUUUUGGUGCCUGGCGAUGCUCGGGGUUCUGCUGUACUCUGGUGCGCUGAUGCUGGGCAACCUGAUCCAACUCUUCAUUUCCGACGAGGCUGCUGCGCUGGAGGACAGGCUUUGGGUGUGGGCCAACUAUGGCACCGGCCUUCGAUCAGUCACGGCCUUCUUGGACGUGCCUUUCGGUGGCAUGCAGCGGUUGCUGGUGGAAAAGGUGAGCCCAGGAUGGAUUUCGAUCUUCUUCCUGGUGUACAUGGCUUUGUGGGCAUGGUUGUGGCUCCGCAUAGCCGCGGUCUUCUUUCACGAGGCCCUUUGGCGCUUGGACGAGCGCCGGCAGGCGAUGCAGACGCUGGAGGAGGCGCUCCGUUCCGGCAGCGACAACGGCCACGCGGAACUCACGGAAGAGCGCCUGCGAGAGGUUUGCGCCCAGCACCACCAAAGCUUUGCGGCCCUAGGCAUGGACACCCAAGAGGCCAAGGUGCUUUUUCAGCUCCUGGCGGGUGAGGAGGCGGAGCUUGAGUCCUCCGAGCUCUUGCGAGCGCUGCGCUUGGGCAGCUCCGGCCCUUUGCUCACAGAACUCAAGCGGCUGGACCACAAGGUGUCGCUCCUCGUCGAGCAGGAAGCAACGCAGCGGCUCGGUUUGACGCCCAAACGCAGUCGUUGAGCGAGGAGUGCAAGUGACAGCCGACACGCGAUGCUGCCCUGAGAGGCCUGAGAUGUCAGUUUUCUGUAUUUCGGCCGGCGCGUGCUUUUGUGUAUGAGCGCGGCCCGCCCCAACGCGAGCCAGCUUGCUGGUGUGUCCAGUCUGGCCCUCUCGUGCCACCAAACCC
Effrenium voratum is the source of this 1662-nucleotide messenger RNA. NCBI's taxonomy places the organism in Eukaryota, Dinophyceae, Suessiales, Symbiodiniaceae. The record is from the annotation of a GenBank genome assembly.